Molecule: messenger RNA, 3673 nt
Organism: Colossoma macropomum (tambaqui)
Lineage: Eukaryota; Metazoa; Chordata; Actinopteri; Characiformes; Serrasalmidae
Gene: ehd1b
Product: EH-domain containing 1b
Biological process (GO): endosomal transport; clathrin-dependent synaptic vesicle endocytosis
Cellular component (GO): presynaptic membrane; cytoplasm; intracellular vesicle
Molecular function (GO): GTP binding; molecular adaptor activity; protein binding
Source: RefSeq, a predicted model, not a curated record
AGAGCUGAGAGUUAAAGUUGUGUAAAAGUCGCGCGCUGGAGUUUAAACCGCAGUCACUCCGCUGAGCUCGCGGCGCUGCAAGCGCGUCAGAGAGUCCGGGUUCGGUCUGUGAAGUUACAGAGCUGCUUCUGUGCGCGGAUAGUUCGGUUCUGUUCGGCUCUUUUGGGUUCUGUUUGGGUUUAAACUGCACUAUGUUCAGCUGGGUGAACCGGGACGGGCGGCGGAAGGAGCCGGAGCUCUUCAGCACGGUGUCGGACGGGCUGAAGCGGCUCUACCGGACCAAGCUGCUGCCGCUCGAGGAGGCUCACCGCUUCCACGACUUCCACUCGCCCGCGCUCGAGGACGCCGACUUCGACAACAAGCCCAUGGUGCUGCUGGUGGGACAGUACUCUACCGGGAAGACCACCUUCAUCCGACACCUGAUGGAGCAGGUUCCGGGAAUGCGCAUCGGGCCCGAGCCCACCACCGACUCCUUCAUCGCGGUGAUGCACGGCGAGCAGGAGGGGCUGAUCCCCGGGAACGCGCUCGUGGUGGACCCCAAAAAGCCCUUCAGAAAGCUCAACGCGUUCGGGAACGCUUUCCUCAACAGGUUUGUCUGUGCUCAGAUGCCAAAUCCGGUCCUGGAGAGCAUCAGCAUCAUCGACACGCCGGGAAUUCUCUCCGGGGAAAAGCAGAGGAUCAGCCGAGGUUACGACUUUGCGGCCGUGCUGGAGUGGUUUGCGGAGCGAGUGGACCGGAUCAUCCUGCUCUUCGAUGCCCACAAGCUGGACAUUUCGGAUGAGUUUUCCGAAGUGAUCCGCGCCCUGAAGAACCACGAGGAUAAGAUGCGAGUGGUGUUGAAUAAAUCGGAUCAGAUCGGCACACAGCAGCUGAUGAGGGUGUAUGGCGCCCUCAUGUGGUCUCUGGGGAAAAUCGUCAACACUCCAGAGGUGAUCCGAGUUUACAUCGGCUCCUUCUGGGCUCAGCCGCUGCUGGUGCCUGACAACAGGAAGCUGUUUGAGGCGGAAGAGCAGGAUCUGUUCCAGGACAUCCAGAGUCUUCCCCGGAAUGCCGCGCUCCGAAAACUCAACGACCUCAUCAAGAGAGCCCGCCUGGCCAAGGUCCACGCUUACAUCAUCAGCGCCCUGAAGAAGGAGAUGCCCAACAUGUUUGGAAAGGAGAAUAAGAAGAAAGAGCUGAUCGCUAAUCUGGGGGAGAUUUACGCCAAGAUCGAGAAGGACCAGCAGAUUUCCCAGGGAGAUUUCCCCAAACUCUCCAAAAUGCAGGAGGUUCUGGCCGGUCAGGACUUCACCAAGUUCCAGACGAUAAAGCCGAAGCUCCUGGAGGCGGUGGAGGACAUGCUGGCCAACGACAUUGCCCGCCUGAUGACGCUGGUGCGUCAGGAAGAGGCGGCUGCGCCCAGCCAGGCGGUGCAAGGCGGAGCCUUCGAGGGCACCAUGAAUGGCCCGUUUGGGCACGGCUACGGCGAGGGCGCGGGCGAGGGCAUCGACGAGCUAGAGUGGAUCGUGGCGCGAGACAAACCCACCUACGACGAGAUCUUCUACACGCUCUCCCCCGUCAACGGGAAGGUGUCCGGCGCCAUGGCCAAGAAAGAGAUGGUCAAGUCCAAACUGCCCAACACGGUCUUGGGAAAGAUCUGGAAGCUGGCGGACGUGGACAAAGACGGGUUCCUGGACGACGAGGAGUUUGCGCUGGCCAAUCACCUCAUCAAAGUGAAGCUGGAGGGGCACGAGUUACCUGCCGAACUGCCGGACCACCUGGUGCCUCCCUCCAAACGGGCACAGUGAGGAGAUGAAAUGAAUACAAACCUCUGAGCCAAACGAGUGGAAAAACGGGGAUUAUUAUGGGUUAGAAAACGGAUAGAGACUCUGAUUAGACUCUAAAGCUUCUGUUCAGAGUUCACCUUUAUUAGAAAUCUGAUUCUAAAAUUAAUCACCACUACAAUGUUUGUUUGUUUGUUUGUUUGUUAAAUGGACGUCUCAAUGUGGAACAGUGAACCUGCACUGUGGAAAGCGGCACCUUGGCAAGUAAAAUGAUCCUAAAUUGAGUCAUUAUAUGUUAAUGUUUCUCAUAUUGAGAUUGAUAAGCUUAUUGUAAGAUUAUUGAACUUUUUUGUAGACGUGUUUAUGUUUUAAUUAAUGUUAUUAAGUCUAAUUCUCACCAUGUUGGCAGAUGUUUUGCUUGUUGUAAGAAAUGUGCUGUAAACAGUCUAAAUAAUCUGCGUGUGUAGUGAGGAAGAUGAUCUGACUAAAAUCACCUUAAACAUGUAAAUAAUGUCUAGAAAUAAGUUAAUAAUCUUAUAAUAAGCUCACAACAGUCUCAAUAAGAGAAAUAUUACAUAUUCAGACUAGAUUUAAGAGCAUAUUACUGGCCAGGAGACGUUUUUACAGCGCAAAACAGUAAAUGUGCCUUAAAUGAAAAAAGCCAGAUCUGAAAACAGCUAUUAAUUAAAUAAUAGUUAUUAUGACAAUGUUCACUACGUUCUACAGCGGAACCUGUUCAGAGUGGAUUUGUGUGUUUUAGAGUAAAGUUCUUCUUCAGGACUUCAGUUCUAAAUCUCUGGGUCCAAAUGGUUCUACACUACCACUAUUAUUGUUGUUAUUGUUAUUAUUAUCGUUGUUAUUAUUAUUAUUAUUAUUAUUGAUUUCUCACACCUGAUUUUGUCUGAUUGUUAUAGUUUAGCAUUCGAUCUGUUUCAGUAACUGUUAGAAUCUUCUGUUAAAAUCUGAUCAGAAAUAUUCAGCUACAAAUUAUUAAAGAGAAAUAUUAUUAAACUCCUCUCUGUCUUUACUGCUGAACGUUUUACAGUUUCAGAACUCCGGCUCCAUUCAGAACCUCAUUCAGAACUCCGGGUUCAUUCAGAACCUCUUUCAGAACUCCAGCAGUUUGUUAUUCUCGUUCUGCGUGUUCAGUAGUUCAGUAACUCAGAGCUGUUCAGACUGAACCUCCACCUGAAAUGGGUUUAAUGUUCUGAACAAAUGAUGAUUAACAGAAGAUCAAAGAAUUAAAACCUACAAUCACAGAAAGAUUCUGAUCAGAUCAGUGUUCAUCAAUACCCACUGCUGAUCAGUACUGACUGUAUUUCUGCCUCUUUAAUGAACAUAAACUAAUAGUCACUUCUAACUGUAUUUGUUUUUCUCAUUAUGAUUCAUAUUUUACUGUAAAAUUAAUUUUAUAAAAGAUCAAAUUUAUUCAAAUGAACUAAUUUGUAAAAAUUGAGAUCUGAAAACAAAAUGUUUGUUUAGGCUGAUGUUUUUAUUCAUAUGACACAAGUUACUCUCCUAUGUCAUUGACUGAGCUCACCUGGUUAUUAAUAUGUGUAUUAAUGUAUGUUUAGCCUGAAAUAUUUCACUCGUGGUUCUUUUUACAGAGACUGUUACAUGAAAGAAAUAGUCUUCCUUUAAAAUGACAAAGUGGCUUAAAUUAAAAAACAAAGGGUAUUUUAUAUGGUCAGAGCUUUAAAAGUCAUUUUUACUAAAUUGUCUUAAAAUAUUGUUUUAAAUAAUUUUCUGUCUUUACUAAAAAUGUUGUUUCUAAGAACUUCUUGCACUGAUUAUUUUCUCAUUUUCAUCAGUUAUUGUUCAGAAGUUGCCUCAGAAAUGAGAGAGUGCUGUGUUUUAUCAACAAAUACUGUAUUUUAUACCUAAAAAAGAUAAAGAAAUAUGGAGAUUCA